Dichotomopilus funicola is the source of this 1389-nucleotide messenger RNA. Its product is annotated as SET domain-containing protein 5. Gene Ontology annotation, molecular function: protein binding. Lineage: Eukaryota; Fungi; Ascomycota; Sordariomycetes; Sordariales; Chaetomiaceae. The coding region runs from base 1 to 1389 and encodes 462 amino acids. The transcript is spliced from 4 exons. The record is from RefSeq and is a predicted model, not a curated record.
AUGCCAUCAAUACCAUACCUCUCCAGCCUCGCCGCAACCUCCCUCCUUCUCUCCGCCUCUGCAUCCCAAGCCAAAGCCUCAGCACCCCCCAAAUACCUCUUCGGGACCACCUGUCUGCCCGGCCCUCUCCAACCCUCGUCCUUCAACCUCACCACCACCCCGAGUUGUGCCCCUUCUUCAGGGGACCCACCCCCCUGGCAUCCCUUUACCGCCCGCCCGUACUGUCUCCCAAAGACCGACUACUGCAUCUUUACGCACGCCGGCUUCCACGGUUCGGACCGCGGCCUCAGCGUCAUCGAUGUUCGGCCGUAUGCCAUUACCACCGAAGACACCGUGGUGGAUAACGAUGAUGAAGUGUCCCGAACCGCGGUGACAGCGGUAGCAGACAUGUUAGUAUCGGCAUCACUGUCAGGAGCAUUGGAGCCACUCCCGGAUUUAUUCAGCCCCGAAGCCGCAUCAUCAUCAUCAUCAUCAUCAUCAUCAGCCACAACAACAACAACAGCAGAAAAAACAACCCGAGAACCAACAAGCGAAGAACCCGACUCCAAAAACCUCCCCUACGAACUCCGCGACCUCCCCAACAAAGGCAAAGGCCUAAUCGCCACCCGUCCCAUCCCCCGCGGCCGCAUCUUCAUGAUCGACUACCCGGCCGUGCUAGCCGAUACCAAACUCCCGCGACACGUCAAACAGGCCCAGGGCCGCGAAUUGAUGGCUGAGGCGAUUGGGCGGUUAUCUACGCGGGGCAGAGAGGAGGUACUCGGGUUGGCGAGGCAGAAUGAGGACGAGGAGAGGAAGAAGAGGGUGCCGGUUAGUGAGGAUGUGAUGAAGACGAAUUCGUUUGUGGUGGAGGUGCAGGGGCGGGAGUAUAUGGCGCUGUUUCCCAAGAUUGCGAGGAUGAACCACGCCUGUAAACCAAGCGCCGUCACCCGUUUCAAUUCAACCACCCUCUCCAACACAGCCAUGGCCUUUCGUGACAUCCUCCCCGGCGAAGAGAUCACCAUCAGCUACUCAACCUUCGGCCUCCCUUCCACAAUCCGCCAACAAAACCUCCUCUCCGGCUGGGGUUUCACCUGCACCUGCGAUCUCUGCACUUCGCCUCCCGCUGACCUCGCUGCGUCCGACAAGCGCCGCGAGAAGGUCUCACGUCUCGGCCAGGAAGUUAUCGAGCUGGUGUCGCGCGGCCGCAAAGAGGAUAUGCAGCAGGCUGUGGCGCUGUAUUCGGAAGCUGUCGAGGCGGUGGACGAGGAAGGGCUGGUGCCGCAUUUGGGAGGACAUUAUGAAGUGCUCGGCCGGUUAUGGGGGGCCGCAGGGGAGGUGGAAAAGGGGAGAGAGUGGGCGCAGCGAGGCCGGGAGGAGACCGAGAUGUUCGAGAGGGCGGCCAUGGGUUAA